Mandrillus leucophaeus (drill) is the source of this 1974-nucleotide messenger RNA. RefSeq names its product zinc finger protein 543 (gene ZNF543). The coding region runs from base 1 to 1788 and encodes 595 amino acids. NCBI's taxonomy places the organism in Eukaryota, Metazoa, Chordata, Mammalia, Primates, Cercopithecidae. The record is from RefSeq and is a predicted model, not a curated record. The transcript is spliced from 3 exons.
AUGGCAGCCUCGGCGCAGCUGAGAAUAGCUUCAUUCCAUGGUCUUCCCCAUCCUGAAGUCCCAGAACAGAUUGAGAGGUUUCUUUCUUCUAAUCUAACUCCCUGUGUCCUCUUUCGUUCUCCAUGCACAGGCUGUCCUUUGUUCGAACCAGAGCUGAUCUACCAGUUGGAUCGCAGAGAGGAGUUAUGGAUUGUUAAGAAAGACCUCUCCCAAAGCUCCUAUCCAGGUGACAACACAAAACCCAAGACCACAGAGCCUAGCUUUUCUCACCUGGCCUUGCCUGAGGAAGUCUUACUCCGGGAACGGCUGACACAGGGAGUCUCAAAGGACUCCCAAUUAGGGCAAGCCAAGGAUCAAGGUGGGCCAUCUGAAAUGCAAGAAGUCCACUCAAAAGCAGGGAUAGACUCCCAGGGGGAGAAGCUCCUGGAGAAAAUGAGUUCUGAACGUGAUGGUUUGGGGUCAGACGAUGGUGUCUGUACAAGGAUUACACAGAAACAAGUUUCAACAGAAGAUGAUCUCUAUGAAUGUGAUUCACAUGGACCAGUUACAGAUUCCUUGAUUCGUGAAGAGAAAAAUUCCUAUAAAUGUGAGGAAUGCGGGAAAGUGUUUAAAAAGAAUUCCCUCCUUGUUCAGCAUGAACGGAUUCACUCUCGAGUGAAGCCCUAUGAAUGCACAGAGUGUGGGAAAACCUUUAGCAAGAGCACUCAUCUUCUUCAGCACCACAUCAUCCACACCGGGGAGAAGCCCUAUAAGUGCAUGGAGUGUGGGAAGGCCUUCAACCGCAGGUCACACCUCACACGGCACCAGCGGAUUCACACCGGAGAGAAGCCUUACAAGUGCAGUGAAUGCGGAAAGGCCUUCACCCACCGCUCCACUUUCGUCUUACAUAACAGGAGCCACACUGGAGAAAAACCCUUUGUGUGCAAAGAGUGUGGCAAAGCCUUUCGAGAUAGGCCAGGUUUCAUUCGACACUACAUCAUCCACACGGGAGAGAAGCCCUAUGAGUGCAUUGAGUGUGGGAAGGCCUUCAACCGCCGGUCAUACCUCACGUGGCACCAGCAGAUUCACACUGGAGUGAAACCCUUCGAAUGCAACGAGUGUGGAAAAGCCUUUUGUGAGAGUGCAGACCUCAUUCAGCACCACAUCAUCCACACCGGGGAGAAGCCCUAUAAGUGCAUGGAGUGUGGGAAGGCCUUCAACCGCAGGUCACACCUCAAGCAGCACCAGCGGAUUCACACUGGGGAGAAGCCUUAUGAAUGCAGUGAAUGCGGAAAGGCCUUCACCCACUACUCCACUUUUGUCUUGCAUAAAAGGACUCACACUGGAGAAAAACCCUAUGAAUGCAAAGAAUGUGGAAAAGCCUUUAGUGAUAGGGCAGACCUCAUUCGACACUUCAGCAUCCACACUGGAGAGAAACCCUAUGAGUGCGUGGAGUGUGGGAAGGCCUUCAACCGCAGCUCACACCUUACGAGGCACCAACAGAUUCACACUGGAGAGAAACCCUAUGAAUGCAUCCAGUGUGGGAAGGCCUUUUGCCGGAGCGCAAACCUGAUUCGACACGCCAUCAUUCACACUGGAGAGAAGCCGUAUGAAUGCCGUGAGUGUGGAAAGGCUUUUAAUCGCAGCUCCUCCCUCACACAUCAUCAACGGAUUCAUACUGGGAGAAACCCUGCCAUGGUGACAGAUGUGGGAAGACCUUUUAUGACUGCACAGACUUCAGUCAACAUCCACAGACUUUUAUUAGGGAAAGAGUUUUUGAAUAUCACCACUGAAGAGAAUCUGUGGUGAAAGGAACAUCUUACCAUCUGGCCAUUCAUACUGAAGAGAAACUUCAUAAGCAUCCUGUCUUUGAGAAAACUUGUCAUAGAUUAUCAUUUGUCAUCUGAACAAUCAUGUUAGAAAUUGAAGCAGCCUGGAGUCUUAUUCUCCAUCUGAGAAUUCACCCAUGAGAGAGACCCAGUAGUUACUAUGCAC